Messenger RNA from Sitodiplosis mosellana (orange wheat blossom midge), 2635 nucleotides. RefSeq names its product serine/threonine-protein kinase STK11 (gene Lkb1). Gene Ontology annotation, biological process: DNA damage response; regulation of cell growth; regulation of Wnt signaling pathway. The coding region runs from base 344 to 1663 and encodes 439 amino acids. Gene Ontology annotation, molecular function: protein serine/threonine kinase activity; ATP binding; protein kinase activator activity. Lineage: Eukaryota; Metazoa; Arthropoda; Insecta; Diptera; Cecidomyiidae. The transcript is spliced from 8 exons. The record is from RefSeq and is a predicted model, not a curated record. Gene Ontology annotation, cellular component: nucleus; cytoplasm.
AUGUCAAUUCAGCGUUCAAGUGGGCAAAACAAAAUUUGACAUUUCAAAUGAUCGCUAGUAAAAAUAUGUCUGCAGUAAAAAUGACGCAGCCAUACUAAGUUACAUUUUGUUUUUCUUCUGUUUGCUAAAUAUUUUGUUUUCGUUUUUUAUUAGACAAAUCAAAUGUGAUCAAACGAUUCACUGUCAUAUUCUGUAAACGAGCAUCGCAAUUAAGUUUAAUGUUACGAAAUCAUUUCCAUGAAAACAAUACACAAAAAUUUCUACACAAAAAAUUGACACCAAUUUCUAUGUGUUCUACACCACCACGGUGGUAUAUUUUUCUAUUCAAGUCUAAACUAAUCAAAUGGAUGCCAAUAAAUCGGAAUUAGUUUUAUCCAAUUCGAUGUUUGCCAGCGACGAGCAAUUCUCCGAAGAUGAUUUGCUCGAUACAAAUUGUGGACAGGCCGUCACCUGGCUGAACGAUGACGAAAACGAAAAAUUAGAAAUGUCAAUCAAUAUCGAUGCAACAAAUAUGUUUUUCAAUCGUGUUGAAUCAGCUGAAAUUAUUUACCAAGCUAAGAAAAAGACCUGCAAAAUGAUUGGUAAAUAUGUGAUGGGCGAUAAAUUGGGCGAAGGCUCCUACGGUAAAGUCAAAGAAGUCUUAGAUUCGGAAACAUUAUGCAGACGAGCCGUUAAGAUAUUGACACAAAGAAAGCUCAAACGAAUACCCAAUGGUGAACAAAAUGUUCGACGCGAGAUUCAGUUGUUGCAGGUGUUGAGGCACAAGAAUGUCGUGCAAUUGCUCGAUGUUUUAUACAAUGAAGAAAAGCAAAAAAUGUAUUUGGUGAUGGAAUACUGUGUUGGCCAGCUGCAGGAAAUGCUCGACUCAGUGCCUGAAAAGAAAAUGCCACUGUUCCAAGCCCAUCGAUACUUUCUCCAGCUAUUAGACGGAUUAGAAUAUUUGCAUGGAAAGGGUGUCAUUCACAAGGACAUAAAACCAGGAAAUCUGUUGAUCACUCUUGACGAUACACUGAAAAUUUCCGAUUUUGGCGUUGCAGAGGCACUAUCGAUGUUUGCUGAGGAUGAUACAUGCUCAACUGGUCAAGGGUCACCAGCAUUUCAACCGCCCGAGAUUGCAAACGGCGAUGAAACGUUUUCGGGAUUCAAAGUCGACAUCUGGAGCUCUGGCGUAACACUGUAUAAUAUAACGACUGGACAAUAUCCAUUCGAAGGCGACAAUAUUUAUAGGCUGUUGGAGAAUAUUGGAAAGAAUCAAUGGAAGGCACCUGAAUGGUUUCAAAAGUUUGAUGCAAAUUUAGCGAGUUUAAUUCUCGGAAUGCUUCAAGCAGACCCAAAAACUAGAUUAACAUUGGAAGAAGUGAAGCAGCACACAUGGACAGUAAGCACACCGACAAAAGUGGGCAACCGAGUUUGGGUACCACCGUUAAAAAGCGAUGAACUGAGAAGUUCAACUGUACUACCCUAUUUAGAUGCCUAUCAUUAUGGCACUGACGAAAUGGAACAGGAUUAUUACACCGAACACGAUUUAACCGCCAAACGAACGACAUCUCCAUCACAUAUUAAAGUUAAUGCAACCAAACGAAGUUCUAAAAAUAGGAAAUUGUCAAAAAAAUUAUCAUCAUGUAUUUCAGUAAGGAAAAUAACCGGUUGUCGACCGUCAUAGAAAGAAUUAAUUUCAAGGAAAAAAAAAAAAAAAAUUUGAUUCAUUUGAUUUAUUCGAUUUUUUUCUCACUUGUUAUUCGUCAAAUCAAAACUGAGUGCAGAAUAAAAUUUCCACACCUGCAAAUGGUUUUAAUUCAAAAUGGAAAACAAUCAAAAACAAAAAAACAUACACAUGCAUGCAUCGACAUGAAAUUCAGAAGAGCUGCUGCUAUUGGAGGAAAUAGUUGCAUCCGUGAUAUGAAAAUCGUGUAUUAUCGUUCAUGAACUCUUCGGGGUGUUACAAAUCAACGAUUUGACGAGAAGUGUUUUGAUUGUAUUGUUGGUGCAUUCAUGCGAGUAUAAUUCGUUGCGACCAAUUCGUUUUAUCUACAUUCCUCUAACCAACCAUGAACCAUACUGAAAACUCUUUAGAGAAUUCUUCACUUCUCGGACUCUUGAUUCCUUUCGAGUUUUCAUGAAUUUUGAAUGUAAUUUUCCGCACAAAUUGUGAUACAAUUUUAUUUGUUUUAUUUUUUUAUUUUAAAGAAUCACGAUUUUGUGUGUCUCGAGAUGCAAAUGAACUCCGUUCCUGAAAUACGGUUCGUCUAAAUCAAGUUUGUUCUUAUAGCCUACAAGUUGUAGGCUUAUGAAAUUAAGAAAAAAAAAUAUUUCUUUCGUUUGCGAUUUUAAUAAUUGUAACUGGAUUUGCCCAAUGUUUUAUUCUCACAAGCUCAGCAUGAGAUAUCGAACUGCUUGAAAUACUUGAAAAAAAAAAUAAUGCGAUUUAAAAUGGUUUGAAGAUUUUCUAGUCAAAAAUUUUUUUUCUUUCGUUCAAUAUGUGAAAAAAUUAAACAAACAAACAAACAAGAGAAAAACAACAAUAUAAUAGAAGUUUUAAAGAUUUAUAUAAAUUGAAAUUUAUUGAAAUAUAUUUUUUUAAUUAUUUUUGUUUUACACACUUAAAAAAUAAAAAAAAAAUACAUCUAAUAAAAUA